Messenger RNA from Camellia sinensis, 852 nucleotides. The record is from RefSeq and is a predicted model, not a curated record. Lineage: Eukaryota; Viridiplantae; Streptophyta; Magnoliopsida; Ericales; Theaceae.
AUGUGGUUACAAUCUGAGGGCUUUGUGGAGAUGGUUCAAGGCUGGUGGGUGACUUACAAAGUGGCAGGAUUGCCUAGUUCACGGUUAGCGAAAAAAUUAAAACUCCUUAAGUUAGAUUUGAAGAGUUGGAAUAGGGAGGUUUUUGGACAAUUGGGGGGGCAGAAGGCUAGAGUCUUAGAAGCUUUGCAGGUGUUGGAGGAGAAACAAGGUGGUGAGGGGUUGUCUGAGGCUGAUGUGGUUCGUCGGGAGGAAGUUCGGCAGGAAUUUGGUCAUAUUGCACACAUGAAGGAGAUUAGUUUCCGCCAGAAGUCUAGAUGUCUGUGGUUGAAGGAUGGUGAUCGUAACACUAAGUUUUUCCAUCGUAUGGCGAAUGCUCACCGGCGGGUUAAUCAGAUUGGUCGGAUUCGAGUAAAUGGGCUGGAGUUUUCGUCCUCAGAAGAGGUUAAGGCAAGUAUUGUGGGUUUUUAUGAGCAUUUGUUUCGGUACGUAAGGAAGGAGUGGCGUCCGGGUUUGGAUGGGGUAAGUUUUGAUGUUAUUUCAGAUAUAGACUGUACUUCUCUAGAAAGGCCAUUUACCGAAGAGGAAGUGUUUAAGGCUUUGCAAAGUGAAUUUGAGAAAAGUCUUAAUGCUACAUUUCUUGCCUUAAUUCCCAAGAAAGGGGGGGGGGAUAUUAGAGAUUUCCGGCCUAUUAGUCUUCUAGGGAGUGUGGUGUUGGAUAAAGUUUUGGCAAAUCGUUUGCGCGGUGUGUUGGUAGGGGUGGUAUCGGAAUCCCAGAAUGCUUUUGUGGGGGGUAGGCAAAUUUUAGAUGCGGUUCUUGUGGCGAAUGAAUGUGUGGACUCGCGGUUGCAUUAA